Molecule: messenger RNA, 2514 nt
Organism: Mycosarcoma maydis (corn smut)
Lineage: Eukaryota; Fungi; Basidiomycota; Ustilaginomycetes; Ustilaginales
Exons: 1
Coding region: 1-2514 (837 amino acids)
Source: RefSeq, a predicted model, not a curated record
AUGGACGAGGAGAUCCUUGAAGCGACCAAAGCGCUCUGUAUUUCCCCUCAAGCAGACAGAAGUCACCGCGCAACAUCCUCACUCGCCGCCUCUAGCACGCAUCGCCGCCAUCUCGAACCGCUCGACUUGAAUCGUAUCCCCGUGCCAUCACUGAAUCCAGACAUCAAUGGCGCCUCUUCAGCAGACGCUGACAUCAGAACUCCCUUCGCGUCCAAAGAAAACAUGAGUGGAGGAGUUAAGAGGCCCCGGCGUGGGUCACUCCAAGCUGGCAGAAACGCCUCUGAAUCACUGCCUGCCUCGAAACUCGCCAGAAUCGAUCGCGACUGCGCCGGUUCGAACGCUCAAGCAGCCAUUGUCAUAUCAGACUCUGACGAUGCCGCCGACCAAAUCGACGACCAAGAGGCUUUAGACGCAUCGCUCGACGACUCGCCUACCGCUUUCCAUCGCCAGAAUCUGGCGAAUCUCUACACUUAUCAUACGCCCACAAAGACGCGAACUGUGAAUAAGCCAGAUCCCGACACGCUGCCAAAGACGCUGAAUCUUCAGCCUGCCCAAAGUACUGCAGAGCUCCCGUCGGCUCGAAAAGCGUCCACAACGACUCCAAACGCAGAAGCAUCUGUGCCAAUGCUCUCCGCAAAUAGCCCACUACCGACGGACAAUAAGCCGAAGAAGUCAAAGGGCCUGAAAAGAGCUACAAUCCAGCUCAAGAAGACACUGGAGGCUGCCAAAGAGCUACGAGUUACUCCUCUGAACCUCGAUCGCGUCUCAUCUGCCGGAUUCCGACUCAUCACUCGAUGCUCUUUCUGCGCUGGAGCUUUUGCCAAAUCUGCUUCAACCAAAGUCAAGCAGGAGCACAUGUCGUGGUGUGCUCCACUUCAAGGUGUCGAGCGAGCUGCAGCUGCCGUCCACACCGUCUCAUCCGACAUCUCACGUGCCCUCCAACGCGACGAGCAAGAUAAGAAGAAAGCCGCCGAGGAGCGCACCCUCCUCCAAGAUGUCAUGCACAAUGCCGACAUUAUCAUGCACGAGGGGCGUGCAAGUCAGAUCGCCACAUCAUCCAAGAUGCGAGGCAGGGUUAAGGUCCUCACAAAAAAGCCCAUCAAGCGUGCAGUCAAGUCCUCGGUACUGGUCGCCGAAGACCCAGCGAGCAUUUUCAGCAUCGCCCCUCAGCCUCCUGGCCACAAUUUGCUCCCUGCCCGUAAAGCGAUGCUCGCAGCUCGCGACCUUGCUAACCAGAUUUUCGGCAACGCCGUCUCGCUCUUGGCAGACUCGAGUGAGAGCAAAGGCGUAGGAGAUGCAGAGCUCAUCAAUGAGCUGCCACAGGUGAUUUCAGAUGCGAAUCUUGCUUCGACAUUGCGAGGCUUUAGUUCACAAAGCAUCAACGGUGACACCAAUCAGGCCAAACAUCUCCCUCUUGUCUCUGCCGAGCAGGUCUUUGCUUCCAUGGCAUCCACGAGUCCGCAGAAAAGCCCUGUAAAGGCGCUGCAGAAAUCUCGUCAGCGUCAGCUUUCGCGGGAGCAAGACACAUCGAUGGGAUUGGAAGACUUGACCAUCAUUCCAAAAAGUCCGAAUCCUCCACAGACACAGCCAUUUGCGCCAUCAAAGCUGGCCCAACGCCAGCAAAUGCAGCAUGACAAACCAAGGGAACCACUUUUUGGUGCUGAAACAACGUCACGGUCUUUGCUUGAUCUCAUACAGAAGAGCCAAGCUCAAGAUGAGAGCGGUACUCACGGCGAGUCGAAACGUAAAGCAGACGAGAACAGCCAGAGGAUGGGCGACAUUUCCGCAAAGCGAACCAGAUUGGACACGGAAGAUCACUCGACGGGUACACAUCGGCACAGGUUGCGCAAGGUCAUGUCUCAAUCUGGGUCGCCAUGCUCCUUGGACAGGCAGGAGAUGGAUGUGGACGACGAGCCGAUUCGACCAGCAUCAUCCGCUCGAUCUGACAAGAUGCACCUUUCAUGCACGGGUAAGCUCCAAGAACAAUCUUGCAUCAGUACGCCCAGGUUCGCCACGAACACGACGGUUGCAACGAACGACAUUGAGCCUAAGGCUUUCUCUAACUUUUCACAGAGAAUUCCGAUCGAUGGCAGCCACCGGGACGAGACCGUCACAAAAAUGGGAGAAAGCCUUGCUCCGAUCCUCGAUGCUGACAGUCUUGUCGAACAAGCUGAGGAUGACGAUGAGGACUCCAAGUCGUUCCUAGACAUGUUGGAGCCUCUGGAUGUUACAGACGCGCCUGCCGUCUCUCGAAUACCAUAUCUUUCCGAGCCUUCGUCCGAUGAUGUAUGCGAACUAGAGACGAGAGAGAUUUCAUAUAUGAGUACGAGGAUGCUCGUCGCUUGUAGCGGUGCAAAUACCGCCUCCGAGUAUCGGCAAGGCACCAAUCUCUCUGCGAUUCCGAUGGCGAUUCCGAUGAGCAUCUCGCCAUGCUCAUCGUUCAUGCUGUCAGAGGCUGCUGCAAAACAUGAACAACGCGAGCCGGCCGUGUCAGACUCUGAUCCAGAGCUGUGA